Molecule: messenger RNA, 1567 nt
Organism: Hemicordylus capensis (graceful crag lizard)
Lineage: Eukaryota; Metazoa; Chordata; Lepidosauria; Squamata; Cordylidae
Product: sulfotransferase 6B1-like
Exons: 7
Coding region: 60-998 (312 amino acids)
Biological process (GO): sulfation
Cellular component (GO): cytoplasm
Molecular function (GO): sulfotransferase activity
Source: RefSeq, a predicted model, not a curated record
UAGCUAUCAGUCUCCCCACAGUGCUUCUAGAGUGAAUUGCAGGUGAACAGGAGAGAAAAAUGUCAAAACACAGAAAGAAGUUUAUUACUUUGAUAAAUAAGGCAACGACUGAUGGUGAAAAGCUGGCACCAGAAGAAAUGACAUUUUCGUAUGAUGGAAUUAUAUAUCCGACUACUCUUUGCAGUCCAGAAACCUUCAAAGCUCUUGAAUCCUUUGAAGCAAGGGAGGACGAUGUGUUUCUAGCAGGAUAUUGCAAAUCUGGUACAAACUGGGUUGGCCAAAUCUUAAAUGAUUUAGUACUCACAUCUGCAAAGAAUACUGAAGAUUCUGAUAGCCUAGAUGAUGAAGAACUGGAAGAAUUUCCAUAUAUUGAAGUUGGUGAUGCUGAGAAAUAUCAGAGAAUGAAAAGGCUGCCUUCUAGAAGAGUUAUAUUUACACACCUUCGUCCUGAAAAGCUUCCUGCAUCCAUUUUCAGCAAGAAAGUCAAGAUACUACUGCUGCUUCGUAAUCCAAAAGAUGUGGCUACAUCUUUUUAUCAUUUUUGUAAUAAUUGGAAUGCGUAUCCCUCUUUCAAGACCUGGGAUGAUUACUUCACAGCUUUUAUGAAUGGACAAAUGCUCUGGGGCUCUUAUAUUGACUAUAUUUUUGAAUGGAACAAGCAUGCUGAUGAUGAAAAUAUCAUGGCAAUCACUUAUGAGGAGCUGAAGGAGAACAAAGUCCAAGUAGUGAAACAGAUAAGUGAAUUCCUUGAGUUGCACCCAACCGAUGAAGAGAUUCAAGGGGUUGUAGACAGAAGCAGCUUCCAGGCCAUGAAAGCAAAUGCAGACAAUACCCAUGGUGAAUUUGGCAACGUGCUUUUCCGCAAAGGUGGAGUUAGUGACUGGAAGUACCUUUUCAGUGAAGAACACAACCGGGAAAUGGAUGCAGCCUUUGAAGAACGUUUAAGUGAGACUAAAUUGGGAAGAAAGUUAAAAUAUGGAGUCUAUUGCAAGGCUUAAUGUCUACAACAGCUGGGGCACUAUCUCCCUAUACUCCAUUGCUAUAUGUUGUGCUUCAACAGCAUCACGGGUUUACUAUGCAUGCAAGCAGCAAGCCAGGUUAAUAUUGUUAGAUUUGCUUUUGGUGUAUGUAACUCUAGAAGAAUGACUUAGUCUGUGUUAUUAGAUGAACUAGAAGCCAUGCUGAUCAUGUAAACAGAGAACAGCUAGUACAGCCUAUUUAGAAUAAUUGUAUAGGGAAUAGCUUAGUAGGGCUGUCUCAGUCUGAGAGCUAAUGAAAACACUGGCUCCUCUUUUGCCUUCUCUUUGCUCUUUUGCCUUCUCUUUGCUGAUCCUACUGGCAGUGGGGAAAAUGCCCUCUCUGGGUAAGAGAGAAAGAGACCUUUAAUCCUCCUCACCUGAAUCUGGAUGAAAACAAUGGUCUUUUAACCUAAUUGGUUUAAUGUCCAAGUAUCAUAAAUCUGAAUGAUGAAUGAUCUCACCCUAAGGAGACCCUAAGGAAACAGCACCUAUUAUAUGUGAGUUAUCCUUUUGCAUGUUAGACAAUAAAAUCAUUUAAUCUUCUUGGA